AUGCAAUACUUCUCCUUCCUCUCUCUCUCUCUCUCCCUCCUACUUGCCUCCCAGCACGUUGUCGCCAUCUGUCCUGGCUUCAAUUACGGGGUCGGUAACGCCCAGGACCAGGGCAAGCUCGGCAACUCAGAGGUCACUCGAUGGAACGUCUAUGACGAUGGCUGCAACGUCGUUGACAGUCUCACGACGACGACGAACCCGUGCGAGUCCGGAACGUUCUCGUGCACCGGUUCGCCGAUCACAUUCAACGGGUAUACGAACACGUUCAAUGGCCAGCACUACGCAUGUCGCCCUGAUGCGAACUCGGGAAGCUGUGGAGGCGAUGUUAUCUCUAUUUGUUGCCGCAAUGACGGGAACUAA
Messenger RNA from Stereum hirsutum FP-91666 SS1, 360 nucleotides. RefSeq lists its product as uncharacterized. The transcript is spliced from 4 exons. The record is from RefSeq and is a predicted model, not a curated record. The coding region runs from base 1 to 360 and encodes 119 amino acids. Lineage: Eukaryota; Fungi; Basidiomycota; Agaricomycetes; Russulales; Stereaceae.